This is a messenger RNA of Suillus plorans, 1536 nucleotides long. Its product is annotated as major facilitator superfamily domain-containing protein. The transcript has 6 exons. Gene Ontology annotation, molecular function: transmembrane transporter activity. The record is from RefSeq and is a predicted model, not a curated record. Bases 1 to 1536 code for a protein of 511 amino acids. Lineage: Eukaryota; Fungi; Basidiomycota; Agaricomycetes; Boletales; Suillaceae. Gene Ontology annotation, biological process: transmembrane transport.
AUGAUACCUCGCCAAGAUGAUGAAGAGACUCCUCUUCUCCAACAGCCAGAACAGCUGAUAGUCCGAACUUCACCUCUGCCAUGGGAUCAACUCUGGAUCAUAUUAUUCUUGCAGCUUUCCGAUUCGCUUGUUGUUCAGACUCUUGCCCCAUUUACCCCGCAACUGAUCAGAGACAUUGGUGUGACGAAUGGAGACGAAUCUCAAGUUGGACACUAUGUUGGCAUCCUGGUGAGCACGUCACAAUCCUUUUUGUCCUGCGUUCCUUCCUUAUAUCGUUCCGAGCAAUCAUCGUAUUAUACGGCUCAAGCACUGACUAUCCUCCCUUGGAGCCAACUGUCUGAUCACAUCGGACGGAAGCCUGUAAUACUGACAGCUCAGUUCGCGAUGUCGAUUUCAAUGUUCUCAUUCGGGCUGUCGAAAAAAUUCAUCGGUCUGGUAAUCAGCCGUGCUUUCUGUGGGGCAUUCAACGGAAGCAAUGGGGUCAUCAAAAGCAUGGUGAUGGACAUCACGGACACAACCAACUUGCCGAAGGCAUUCAGCUAUAUGCCGCUUCCAUGGAUGUUGGGAACCUUAGUUGGACCCCUCGUUGGUGGAUCGCUCUCCAGGCCCGUGGACAGAUUCCCUGAGAUUUUCGGGCGAUCAAAACUCCUGCAAAUCUACCCAUACCUCUUGCCAUGCGCUGUUCCAGCUAUAUUCGCCCUGGUGGCUUGGCUAGUCGCGUAUUUUUGUUUCAAAGAGUGCGGUAACGAGAGCGUUUCAACAACGACACCACUUUGGAAGCUGACCAAAGGAAGGCUCUUGCGACAGCCAUAUGCAAAGCCCUUUCCGUCAUCGAGAAAUGCUCUAGCUGUUUGUGAGGUAGCAAACUCUGAAGGAGUACCAUCAAAGCCGUUGCCACUGUGCGCCUUGCUAACUCCAAAGGUCCUGACUGUGACAACAAGUUAUGUCACCAUGACUCUACUUUACAUGGGAUUCAGUUCGGUCCUACCUGUUUUCUACUCGACGCCGAUUGAACUCGGUGGUCUUUCCCUUGAUCCUCCCAAAAUUGGUGCCAUACUUGCGGUAUCAGGUGUCGCCCAUGGUGUAUUCCAAUUACUUUUCUACUCGCGGCUACACGAUCGCUUCGGUGCAGGAGCCAUGCAUGUUACUGGCGUUGUCUCUGGCAUACCGAUCAUCAUUUUAUUCCCGGUGACCAAUGCGCUUGCUCGAGUCCAUGGCCUGGGUUUGGCGGUAUGGCUUUCUAUUGGAGUUCAACUUUCGCUGGUAACUAGCUUGAUCAUGUGCUAUCUAUUGUAUAUCAGAGCCGCCGCUCCCAAUCGCGCAUCGCUUGGAGCAACCAAUGGAAUUGUCCAGCUAGUUGUGGCAGGAGCAAAGAUCGUUGCCCCAGCAUCUGCAGCUUCAGUCUUCUCUUAUUCGAUGCAGGAAGGUCACAACGCAUGGUCGAUAUAUUACUACUUGAUGGCAUUUGCAUUUCUCGCUGUAGGCACUUCUCUCUUGCUUCCUCGUGAUCCUAGUCUAUGGGAAGAUCACCAAUAG